This is a messenger RNA of Cyphomyrmex costatus, 1137 nucleotides long. RefSeq lists its product as uncharacterized. The record is from RefSeq and is a predicted model, not a curated record. Gene Ontology annotation, cellular component: nucleus. The coding region runs from base 47 to 1135 and encodes 362 amino acids. NCBI's taxonomy places the organism in Eukaryota, Metazoa, Arthropoda, Insecta, Hymenoptera, Formicidae. The transcript has 7 exons.
ACGGAAAGAAUUUAAAUUAUUUCAAUAUUACUAUCUAAGUAAAGAAAUGUGUGAAAAUAGCCAAGAAACAGCAACUAAUAGUAAGGGGGCAAAAAGUUAUUCAAGUAUGAAAACCGAAAAGAAAAAGACAAGAGCUCCUAAAGCAACGAUGAAGCAGCUAGAUUUUCUAAUUGCAUACAUGGAGAACCAUACUGCUUUCGCUACUGGCAAAUUAUUAGGAGCAAGGGGAAAGCCAGCUCAUGAUGACCAAUGGAAACACUUAAUGGAACAGUUAAAUCAUUUAGAUGGACCAUCAAAAAAUAUAGAAGGUUGGAAAAAGCUUUGGUGUGAUCAGAGAAGCCAAGCUAGGUCUCGUGCAGCAAAAGCCAAAGAAGUACAACGACGUACUGGCAAUACAGGAGAAAACAUUCAGUUGAAGGAUUUUGAUUUACGAAUUUUAUCUAUUUUUGGAGGCGAAUCCUCGGUAGGAUUACCUAUAAUGGAAAUAGGAUUUGGGGAACGACCUGAGGAUAUUAAUGAUCCAUCAUUAGUAUUAGGAUUGACAUCUAAUAAUGUCUCGGAGAAAGAAAAUAUUACCAUUAAUGACAAAGAAAAUGAAAUUGCAAUAACUGAUAAAAAUAUAAAUGAUGAAGAGAAUGUUAUUUCAUUUCCAUUGAACGAAGAAGAUACUUUUGUACAAAAUGUUAAUGAACAAACACGUAAAUCAUAUAAUUCUAUCACUGAUCUAAUUCUUCAUGAGUCUAUUGAUGAGCCUUCUACCAGUAGCCAACAUUUAUCUUGUAAUAUUUCAACUGCAUUAAAAACAACUGAUCAGUCCAUUAAUGAGUCCCCUGUUAGUAGUAAACAUGUAUCUUCUAAUAUUUCAACUGCACUAAAAUCAAUCUCGAAACGACCAUUGGCUGAUAUAUUAAAUGCAACUAAAUGCAGCAAGAAACGUCUGAAAAGCUCUAAUAUAGAAGAAACGAAAGAUUACAUUACAAAGACGCAAGAAAAACAAAAUGAAACUUUACAGGAAAUGCUUGGAACAUUAAACCGCAUUGCUUCUGGAACAGAAGAACAAAAUAAACUUUUCAAAGCAUUAUUAAUUACAUUAGAUCAGUUAAUAAAUGUUUUUUCUACGACUGUUCAGGACUAAGG